Messenger RNA from Cornus florida, 1281 nucleotides. Its product is annotated as receptor-like protein 15. The transcript is spliced from 4 exons. Bases 1 to 696 code for a protein of 231 amino acids. Gene Ontology annotation, molecular function: protein binding. The record is from RefSeq and is a predicted model, not a curated record. NCBI's taxonomy places the organism in Eukaryota, Viridiplantae, Streptophyta, Magnoliopsida, Cornales, Cornaceae.
AUGGAGGGGGUACUUGUGAAAUUGUUGUGGUUGUUGUUAUGGGUUUUCAUAGUUUUAUUGGUUCAAAACCAAAACCAUGGAGUGGAAGGUUGUGUUGAAGAGGAGAGGAUUGGCUUGCUUCAACUCAAGGCCUCUUUCAUUGAUGAGAUAAGCCAUAAUUUGGUUCUACCUUCAUGGCUUGAUGAGAGAGAAAGUGAUUGCUGUGACUGGGAGAGAGUUGCUUGCAACCACACCACAGGCAGAGUGGUGGUGCUCACUCUCGAUGAUCUAGGGCUAUACCACUACUUUUCUGAUGAUGAUCUAUGGCCAUACCAGAACUUAUCUAUUUAUCAUCUAAAUGUCUCCUUGUUUAAACCUUUUGAAGAGCUGUUGAAUCUUGAUUUAUCUUCGAAUUAUUUUUAUGACUCUGUUGAAAAUGAAGGUUUUGAAAGGUUGUUGAAAUUGGAGAUCUUAAACCUUGCUUUUAAUGGCUUCAAUAACAGUGUCCUAGAACCUUUGGGUUCACUCACAUCACUAAAAACUUUAAAUGUCAGUUGGAAUAUGUUGGAAGGACCUCUUCCUGUCAAAGAGCUAUCAGCUCUGAGGAAAUUAGAGAAGUUGGAUCUAAGUGGCAACAGAUUAAAUGCCUCCCUUCUAGUGCAAGGUAAUUUUAAAAUUUGUGAUUCUUUUGCAAUUCAAUAUGUAGGAAUCUGGUGAAGAUUAUUACCACCACCACCAUCACUAUAGCUAAAGUUGUUCUAUGUUUGUACAUCUGGAUUUUGUUUUAAUUUGUAAUUAAUAUGAUUAUUUCUCUUGUAUUUUGAACUGAAGAAGUAUAUAAGAGGUUUAGAAAUAAAGAUAGCUUGUUAGGUUGAGGUUUGCAAAUGUAGAGGUAAUAAUUAAAUAUUUAGACCAUCUUCAACAAUGGAUGUAGAAUUUAAGUCACAUACUUGUGAUAUAUAUAUAUAUAUAUAUAUAUAUAUAUAUAUAUAUAUAUAUAUAUAUAUAUGAUGGUAGAGAAGCUUAAAUCAUAGUACUAUUUUUAAUCAUGUCCUCUUCUCUUCUCUACGUACCCAGAUUACCAAACUUUAUCAAAGUUGAGCAAGCUAGAACACCUGGAUAUAAGCGCCAACCUUUUCAACAAAGACAUUCUAAAGUCGUUGGCUAAUCUCCCAGUUCUUAAAUUUCUAUCACUGCAGGGCAAUGGAAUGGAAGGGCCCCUUUCCAACAAUGAUUUGAUUUCAUUCAAGAACUUGGAGGUUCUAGAUCUGAGCUUUAACAAUCUCUACAGCACUUUGUCUA